Molecule: messenger RNA, 1623 nt
Organism: Sorghum bicolor (sorghum)
Lineage: Eukaryota; Viridiplantae; Streptophyta; Magnoliopsida; Poales; Poaceae
Product: WAT1-related protein At1g44800
Exons: 5
Coding region: 125-1312 (395 amino acids)
Cellular component (GO): plasma membrane
Molecular function (GO): transmembrane transporter activity
Source: RefSeq, a predicted model, not a curated record
CCGCGAGCUCCCUUCCUCGCCGUGGAGUAGCACAUACAAGUGAGCUAGCUCAUCAUCUAGCUACUAGCUAGGCCACUCUCCCCUGCCUCCGUCCUCCUCCUCAUCAGCAGCAGCGGCAGCCGCCAUGGGCGUGGGGAAGCUGAUGAACGACGUGAAGCCGUACCUGGCGAUGGUGCUCCUCCAGGUUGGGUUCUCCGGGAUGUACAUCGUCUCCGUCGCCUCCCUCAAGCGCGGCAUGAACCAUUUCGUCCUCGUCGUCUACCGCAACCUCGUCGCCACCGUCGUCAUGGCCCCCUUCGCCCUCAUCUUCGAGAGGGGUGUCCGCCCCAAGAUGACUCCUCUCAUCUUCCUCAAGAUCAUGGGGCUUGCCGUGCUCGAGCCUGUGCUGGACCAGAACAUGUACUACCUGGGCGCGAAGCUGACCUCGGCCACCUUCGGGUCGGCCCUCGUCAACAUCCUCCCGGCCAUCACGUUCCUGCUGGCGCUCGUCAUGAGGAUGGAGAAGCUGAGGCUCCGGAGCCUCCACAGCCAGGCCAAGGUCGUCGGCACAGUCUGCACCGUCGCCGGAGCCGUGCUGAUGAUCCUCUACCACGGCCCCGUCGUGCCGUUCCCGUGGUCCGCGGCCGGCCACCACCACGCCUCCGCCGCCGCGGCGGCGGCGGCGAGCCAGAGCAGCGCCUCCUGGCUCUACGGCACCGUCAUGAUCAUUGGUAGCUGCCUGUGCUGGUCCGGCUUCUUCAUCCUCCAGUCCAACACGCUGCAGAGCUACCCUGCGGAGCUGACGCUGGCGACGCUGAUCUGCUUCCUGGGCUCCGUGCUCACCGGCGGUGUGGCGCUGGUGGCGGAGCGCCACGACAUGAGCGCCUGGGUCAUUGGCUUCGACACCCGCCUCUUCACCGCCGUCUACUCCGGGAUCGUGUGCUCCGGCGUGGCCUUCUACGUGCAGGGGAUCGUGACGCAGGCGCGCGGCCCGGUGUUCGUGACGGCGUUCCAGCCCCUGUGCAUGAUCAUCACCACCGUCCUGGGCUCCACCAUACUCAAAGAGGAGACCACCCUCGGAAGCGUGAUUGGCGCGGUGAUCAUAGUGGUGGGGCUCUACUGCCUCAUCUGGGGCAAGAGCAAGGACCACCUCGGCAGCAACGGCAAGCCCGGCGCCGCGGCCGUCGCCGGCGAGCUGCCCCUGACCUCGGCUCCCACGGCCAACAACGGUAGUUACGGCAAGCACGCCGCGCUCGGCGGCGGCCACCAUGUCGUCACCGGCGUCGAGACGACGCCGCCGCCGCCGCCGUGUGUGCCCAAGUGCGUUCACUGACGACGCCGGGCCGGGAUCGACCUCCAUCUCCAUGAUGCAUGACUACUCCUUCUCCGGACUGUUCACUGCACACGUACUAGUAGUGCAUUGCCGGUGGCUGUAAGCCACAUAUGAUCUUGAAGGAACUUGGAUCAUCGCUCUGCUCUCGUAGAGGCGCGUCCGAUGCCCCGAUUGUUGCGUUUUAACCACUUUAAUUUUGAUGUAGCUCUGCUGUACCACCAGUCCACCACCACUAAUACUUGAAGCUUUGUUCAGUUUCUGCGACAAGAAGAGGAUUAUUCUAGUCGAUCUGCACUGCAUGCAUUUGAUUA